UCUCGGAUUAUGCACAGAUGGAUUUAGUCCAUUCGGAAUGUCAGGGAGACAAUAUUCAUUGUGGCCAGUCUUUCUUACGCCAUACAACCUGCCACCGGAGAUGUGCAUGCAACGGGAGUUGCUAUUCUUGACCAUAUUAAUACCUGGUCCGAAACAUCCUAAAAGGUCGCUGGAUGUUUUCCUGCAACCACUGAUAAAAGAGUUGAAGGAUUUGUGGUCAACAGGGGAGAGGACGUAUGACUGCUCAACGAAGACGAAUUUCACGAUGCGAGCGAUGCUUUUGUGGACCAUAAGUGACUUUCCUGCCUAUGGGAUGUUGUCGGGAUGGACUACACAUGGGAGAUUAGCUUGUCCAUAUUGUAAUGGAGCGACAGAUGCGUUUCAACUGAAGAAUGGGAGGAAGACAAGUUGGUUCGAUUGUCAUCGUAGAUUUCUUCCCAUUGGCCAUCCGUACCGAAGAAACAAGACAUUGUUUAGGCACAAAAGGGUUGUGAGAGACACUCCUCCUCCAUAUUUAACUGGAGAAGAAACUGAAAAGCAACUCGAUUACUAUGGAGUUUUGGAAACAGUUCCUCGUGGUGGUAAUUGGCAUGUUCCCCUAAUAUGCCUGAUUCUUACGGUGUUCAUCACAACUGGCACAAGAAGAGUAUAUUUUGGGAGUUGCCAUAUUGGAAGGAUCUUCUUCUGCGCCACAACCUCGAUGUGAUGCAUAUAGAGAAGAAUUUCUUUGAGAACAUCAUGAAUACAAUAUUGAAUGUCCCGGGGAAGACAAAAGACAACAUAAAAUCAAGGUUAGACUUGCCGGAUAUUUGCUCAAGAAGCGAGUUACAUAUAAACAGCAAUGGGCAAGUUCCUGUUCCGAUAUUCAGAUUGUCUUCAGAAAAAAAGUCGGUGUUGUUCAACUGGGUAGCAUCAGAAGUGAAAUUCCCCGAUGGGUAUGUUUCAAAUCUGUCUAGAUGCGUUGAAAAGGGUCAAAAAUUCUCUGGGAUGAAGAGUCAUGACUGUCAUGUCUUUAUGCAACGACUACUUCCCUUUGCUUUUGCGGAGCUACUUCCUACAAACGUACAUGAAGCACUUGCAGGCAUUGGAGCAUUUUUCAGGGAUCUGAGCACCCGCACCCUUAAAGUAGAAGUCGUGGAACAGCUUCAAGAGAACAUUCCCAUCUUAUUGUGCAACUUGGAGAAGAUAUUUCCUCCUGGGUUUUUUGACGUAAUGGAGCAUCUAGCUGUCCACCUUCCAUAUGAGGCAUUGCUUCGUGGACCUGUACAUUACGGAUGGAUGUAUCAGUAUGAGCGAGCCAUGAAAUAUUUGAAGGGAAAAGCAAAGAACCUUGCAAAGGUUGAAGGUUCUAUAAUUGCUGGAAGUUUGACGGAAGAAACUUCUCACUUCACAUCGUACUACUUUGCGUCAAAAGUACGUACUCGGAAAAGAGCUCCAAGGAGAUAUGAUGAUGGUGGUGUCGCGCCAACAUACGCAGUUGCUGGUGUUCCAGACAUCUUUAGCCAGAUUGGGCGACUGGGUGGAAAAUCAAAAGAGGUUUGGUGGUCGAGUGAAGAAGACGCUCAUAGUGCACACACCUAUAUUCUACUUAAUUGUGAGGAUCCAUUGAUUCGUUAUUUUGAAAGCCUAUUUGUUUCACAAGUCGAAGAAACAUUCCCUGGUAUAUCCACAACUGACGUAGACAAAAGGAAAGAUCAACACUUUAUAAAAUGGUUGAAGAGUCAGGUUGAUUUUGACGACGAUGCAGAUUAUCCUAAGUGGUUACAUGAAGUAAUUCAAUCUCCACAUGUAAAAGGUCACCACUUCACAGAUGUAUUUCACACGAGGCUAUACUUUUCACACAUAUGAGUAUGGUAGAC
This is a messenger RNA of Raphanus sativus (radish), 1859 nucleotides long. RefSeq lists its product as uncharacterized. The transcript is spliced from 4 exons. NCBI's taxonomy places the organism in Eukaryota, Viridiplantae, Streptophyta, Magnoliopsida, Brassicales, Brassicaceae. The record is from RefSeq and is a predicted model, not a curated record. Bases 604 to 1848 code for a protein of 414 amino acids.